Messenger RNA from Phragmites australis (common reed), 2300 nucleotides. RefSeq lists its product as uncharacterized. The record is from RefSeq and is a predicted model, not a curated record. The coding region runs from base 422 to 1843 and encodes 473 amino acids. The transcript is spliced from 14 exons. Lineage: Eukaryota; Viridiplantae; Streptophyta; Magnoliopsida; Poales; Poaceae.
AGAACCGGUAUCGGAGACCAACAAACGGAGGCAGAAACGAAGGGGGAAAAGUAUCCAGCUCGUCGGCUUCCCCGAACACCUGCGCAGAGACGCGCGAGCGACCCCGCGUCUCCCUCCCUAUCCGACCCAUCCAAAUCCAAUCAAUCCCGGCAGGCUCCCCCCAUGAACAGCACCAGAGCAAUAGAUUACUGCCAGCUUAUAGAAUAAAAAAACAGAGAGAGAGAGAGGGGCAGAGAGCAGAAUAGAAUCAUCUUAUCGACUCCAUGGCUCCAUCACUAGACUAGAGAGAGAGAGAGAGCCUCUUCUCUUUAUUUCUCCUCGAUUUAUCCCCCAUUCCUUCGAGCCCAUCGACCAAUCCCAAGGAGGCGGAGGUGAGGGAGUUUGGCUUUCCCGUCGGGAGCUGAGGCUGGAGGAGAGGGAGAUGCAGCGGCGGCGGGGGCACACGUGGGCUGGGGUGGGGAAGACGGCGCAGGCGGUGGCGGCGCACGCGGCGCUCUUCUGCUUCACGCUCCUCCUCGCGCUCAGGGUCGACGGCCGCACCACCUACUCCUGGUGGAUAAUAUUCAUUCCUCUUUGGCUCUUCCAUGGCAUUGUUGCACGUGGAAGGUUUUCAAUGCCAGCCCCUUCAUUGCCUCAUGGUCGCCAUUGGGCACCUUGCCAUUCGAUUGUUGCAGCGCCUUUGCUGAUUGCGUUCGAGUUGCUUCUUUGCAUAUAUCUCGAAAGUGUAAGAGUUCGAAAUCAUCCAUAUGUUGAUCUGAAGAUUGUCUUCCUUCCUCUGCUGGCCCUUGAAGCAAUUAUCCUUAUUGACAAUUUUAGAAUGUGUAGAGCUUUAAUGCCAGGAGAUGAAGAAAGUAUGAGCGAUGAAGCUAUUUGGGAGACACUUCCUCAUUUUUGGGUUGCAAUUUCAAUGGUGUUUCUUAUAGCUGCUACAACAUUCACGCUUCUCAAGCUGUCUGGUGAUGUUGGCGCUUUGGGAUGGUGGGAUUUAUUUAUAAAUUAUGGGAUUGCGGAGUGUUUUGCAUUUCUUGUUUGUACAAGAUGGUUUAAUCCCAUGAUUCAUAGGCCUCCCACUCAUGGAGAGGCUAGCUCAUCAUCAGCGGCAAUUAGAUAUCGUGAUUGGGAAAGUGGCCUUGUCCUUCCAUCACUAGAAGAUAAUGAACAAGAGAACCUUUGUGGUCUCCCUGAUAUUGGAGGUCACAUGAUGAAAGUACCUCUGGUGGCUUUCCAAGUUUUGCUUUGUAUGCGAUUGGAGGCCACACCUCCUAGCGCUCGCUACAUUCCAAUAUUCGCUCUUUUCUCGCCACUAUUUAUUCUGCAAGGUGCUGGUGUCCUUUUCUCUCUAGCGAGAUUGGUGGAGAAGGUUGUUCUGCUAUUGCGUAAUGGACCAGUUAGUCCUAAUUACCUUGCAGCCUCAUCAAAAGUCCGUGAUUGCUUUGCUUUCCUUCAUCAUGGUUCAAGGCUUCUUGGUUGGUGGUCUAUCGAUGAAGGGAGCAAGGAAGAGCAAGCCCGGUUGUUUUAUGCUGAAUCUACUGGGUACAACACAUUUUGUGGCUAUCCACCUGAGGUAGUUAGGAAAAUGCCUAAAAAGGAUCUCGCAGAAGAGGUUUGGAGGCUACAGGCAGCGUUGGGUGAGCAAUCUGAAAUUACCAAGUGUACCAAACAGGAAUACGAAAGGCUUCAAAAUGAGAAGGUUCUUUGUAGGAUUUGCUACGAGGGAGAGAUAUGCAUGGUCCUACUUCCCUGCCGGCACAGAACAUUAUGCAAGUCUUGUGCUGAGAAGUGCAAGAAGUGUCCAAUCUGCCGGGUGCCAAUUGAAGAGCGCAUGCCUGUAUAUGAUGUUUAAACUACACUAACUCAGCUUAACAUUACAAAUUUGUACAUGCUGGUUCUGUCAUGUCGUGCAUUUGGACUCGAUCACAACUUUAAGCUGAUUGAGGUUUGCACAACUUCAAAAAGAUUUACCAUACAUGGGGAAAAUAUGAGUCGAUCAUGUCUAACCAAAAGCAUCGAAAGGUAGCUGAUGAGCAUUUUGCUGGUUCCAACGAUCUACUGUAAGUAUGUGGUCAAUGUAUUUCCCCUGUUGUGAUUGAUAGAUGUUUCAGAUAGCUUUGUUUGGGUAGCAUUUUCUCAAGGAUAUGCAAUUGUCUCAAUGUAAAUAAAGGCAUUGCUUUGUUUGAAUGUAGCCCUUGGUUGAGAAGAAAGUGAGAAAAACAAUGUAAACAUCCCUGUUGAACCCCAGAAAAUACCAGCGCUUAAUUAUCUGAUUGACAUGGUUUUUCAGUAAAGGAAACAAAUUAUAU